AUGCACUCCUUGUCCAAGAUCGACCUGGCGCUUCACGAAUGGCAGAGUUCUUACCAAGAUGUCGUCGCCAAGUACGAUUCUCACAACGGAACUUGGGAUCCGGCGGUAAUCGAGGCCAUUGUCAUAGGCGGCUCAUUCUCUGUCGCAACCGAGCAGGUUCUGGUUGGGGACGAACUUGGUGUGCGCAGAAGGUUCCACGAAAGAAAUAGACAGGCAGUGACAACUGUUCUCCAAACCCAAGGGUAUAAUCUGCGAUUCGCGGAUUACAAGGCUGCGAGGCCAACUCCCUUCACGGGCGUUCCAGACUUUGUAGUCCUUGAUUCGUCCAGAGCCACCAAGGUCGUCGGAGAGGCGAAAACACCAUGGGAUCGUCUGAAAGUUAAUAUGCUGGAUGCGGCCAUAAUCAAAUUCGAACAAGGAAAUGAGAAGAAGCUUGGGCGGUACCUAGGGCAAUUGGCUGGCCAGAUGCGCGAGCGGGACCUCAAGUACGCGUUCUUGACAACGUACGAUGAGACCGUUUUCGUUCGGAAAGUGGAUGUUGAAAGCGACUGGGGUCUGGGAUAUUCACCAGUAAUCAGGCACGAUGACACCUUUGGACAGGCACUUAGUGGGCAGACAUUUAGUGAAACGCUGCCACAGUGUUCAAAUCACCGCACGAUGAGCAAAGUUCUAAGGUUCAUGGAACAAGAACAACGUUACUUAUAG
Molecule: messenger RNA, 705 nt
Organism: Penicillium roqueforti
Lineage: Eukaryota; Fungi; Ascomycota; Eurotiomycetes; Eurotiales; Aspergillaceae
Exons: 2
Coding region: 1-705 (234 amino acids)
Source: RefSeq, a predicted model, not a curated record